This is a messenger RNA of Ictalurus punctatus (channel catfish), 1053 nucleotides long. RefSeq names its product late endosomal/lysosomal adaptor, MAPK and MTOR activator 4 (gene lamtor4). The transcript is spliced from 4 exons. The record is from RefSeq and is a predicted model, not a curated record. Lineage: Eukaryota; Metazoa; Chordata; Actinopteri; Siluriformes; Ictaluridae. Gene Ontology annotation, molecular function: guanyl-nucleotide exchange factor activity. Gene Ontology annotation, biological process: positive regulation of TOR signaling; cellular response to amino acid stimulus. Bases 108 to 407 code for a protein of 99 amino acids. Gene Ontology annotation, cellular component: lysosome; Ragulator complex.
CGACCGCCGUUAAAAACAAUCACAUGAAGCACAUCACAUGAUAUAGCGAGCUUGUCACGUGAGGCACGCAGGAGUUUUCGGCGCUUCCUGUUUCUCCUGAAAUAAAAAUGACUACUGCACUGACUCAGGGUUUGGAGAGAAUUCCGGGCCAGCUUGGAUAUCUGGUGAUCAGCGAGGACGGCGUGCUUGCCUCUUCAGGAGAGCUAGAGAAUGAUGAACGUGCAGCAGGUGUGAUCAUGCAGAUGGUCCGCACAGCAUGUCGAUUCAGGCUUCAUGGUGCAGCUGAGCCUCCUCUUAAACGCAUGUCAGUGAUAUUUGAGGACUAUGUUUAUGCUGUGACUAUCUCUGGACAAAAAGUGUUUGUAGUGAAACGUCAGAACAACCAACGGGAACCUGUGACUGCCUAGUGUUGAAAAGGAAAUACAAAUUAAAGGACAAGUAAUUUCUACAAAAUAAAUCCUUGGAAUAAAAUGCACCACAUUAGGCUCAUGCCAAUUUGAGGAUGGAAAAAAAACUGAUGAACAUUUUUUCUGUAGUCUGAUGCAAGAAAUCAUGCUUAAAAUGCUUAAAACACACCUGCGGUAUGUCAUAACUCCUCUGAAAAUAUCUAAUUUUGUUCCUCAAUAUGUAUUUUUUGGGGGCUGGAGGGAGGGGUGGUAUCAGACUUAAUGACUGUACUAAUACUGUCUUGUAUGUGGAUGAUGUUUAAACUGGGCAAUGCAUUGUAAUGUGGUUUGUUUUUAUUUAUUUUUUUGUGUGUGCAUGUGCAUGCAUCUGUUCCACUAGCAACAAAACGUCAGUAUUUAUCCAAAAAAUAAUUGCCUUUUCAUAAAUUUGUUGUUAAUUUUCUUCUAUUUCUUCAUUCAUGUUGUACCUUUACUUGAUAGGCUCUCAACCUUGGGGCUGCAACUUCACAUGGGAAUGUCUGAGAUGCGAAUGGGGUCAAUAUUUACCAACCACAAUUUAACCUUUGUACUGGUAUUUAUUUGACAUUUAAUAAUUUUUGCAUCUGUCAGAUUAUUAUUGUUAUUAUUAAAGUUUCAUUAGCCUGCA